Molecule: messenger RNA, 5445 nt
Organism: Heterostelium album PN500
Lineage: Eukaryota; Evosea; Eumycetozoa; Acytosteliales; Acytosteliaceae
Product: dopey family protein
Exons: 10
Coding region: 1-5445 (1814 amino acids)
Biological process (GO): Golgi to endosome transport
Cellular component (GO): trans-Golgi network; endosome
Source: RefSeq, a predicted model, not a curated record
AUGGAUUUAGAAGAGGGAGCUUCUAGUGAUCCAAAAUAUAAACAUUUCAACGAUGAUUUGAAUGCAGUGUUGAGUGCAUUCUCAAAGUCGGUGGAAUGGGCAGAUCUCGUUAAAUGGCUAGAUACAUAUGAAUUGAUAUUCAGUAGAAUUGGUCAAGAUAAAUUAGCUAUAGAUAUCGCUAUUUAUUCGAAUGGUUUGUUUCCUUUGUUCAGACAUGCAAGUACCGAUGUUAGAUUCAAGUUGUUGUCGUUGUACGAAAAGUUCUUGUUGCCGUUGGGACACAAGCUGCACUCGAGCUUAAACGGUAUAGUGUCGUCGUUGUUACCGGGUUUGGAAGAGGGCAACGGUGAGAUGUACGAAUCGGUAAAGAAACUCUUGGAAUCAAUUCAAAAGUCGACGGCAACCACACUAUUCUAUCAAGCCAUUUGGAAAUCAAUGGUAACGACAUCAUACAACAGACAAUCGGCAAUCGAUUUCCUCUUGAAACAUCUACCAAGAAAUUUCGAAGAUGUUACACUUCAAGCUACAUUUUUACCAGAAAAGAAUAAUUUAGUUGCACAGGCUUUGUAUGAAUCGUUGAUGGAUCCAUUGUCGUUGGUGCAGAGAAGUACGUUGGAGUUGAUUACUGGUUACUUUCCGAUUUCAAUAAAGAUAUUCUCAGAGGAUGCUCUGCAGAAUAUUAUAAUGGCGGCAGUCAAGGUGGUCGUUCAUAAAGAUGCAUCGUUGAAUAAACGUUUGAAUUCAUGGUUGUUAGGAACUGGCAAGGAGAAAGAUAGCAAUAAGGAUAAAGAAAACAACAAUAAUAAGGAUAAUAUGAAUAAUAGUAGUGGUAGUAUCAAUGUUGUUCAAAGCAACAUCAGUUACUUUGUAAAUUACGUUGUUGAACAACGUGCUGAAUCCGCUCGAUUUCAAUGUGGUUCCGCAACUACAACAGCUGCAAUCGCAGCAGCAACAACAAGCACAACAGAAAAAAGUAAAGGAGAUGACAUCGGUUUUCGUUAUACUCACUACGCUCUUCCAGAAGGAGGAGUUCCAAGAGCUGCUCGACGGCAUCAUGCUCGACAUUCUUCGUUGUCUCUACAAAUGUGUCUGCGUCUGAUCGGUAAGAUCAUUGUCGGCGACCAACACGCGCAACACCAACAACAGCAACAAGUGAAUCUCAUCGAUUGCAUCGAAACAUUCCAAGAUUAUUUUGUGAUACUGUGUGGCUAUGUCACCGAGAAUCUCAGUCGUCUGAAUCCACCACAGACCACAACGCUCUUCCCGCUCACACCACUCUCGGGAAGCGCCACCAACAGUCCAUCGCUGCUGUCACAGUCUGUGCUUCUCCAACAGCAAAUCGCAUCGUCUUCAGGCUCACAAUUCUCAUUCGUCACAAACAGUGAUAUCUUUAUUAUUCUCGAUCUUUCGCUACAGGUUCUGGUUGGACUGGUUCAUCAAUUCCGUACUUCGCCAGGCGGACAGUCACCAGCAGCUUCAUCGCCACUGCUCGAAUCUUCAAUGCCAAAGUGGUUCCUACCAAUCUUUAGUUUCUGUAUGUCGGAUAACCCAUUCAUCAGUUGUCUGGCGAUCAAGUCAUUCAUCAGUCUUGCCAACAAACACGGUGAGAACAAUCUCAGUCGCAGCUUCCGUAGUAUCAUCACCACCAGCCAUUUCUCACAACUCGCCAAGAAGCUGUGGAGCAUGCUCGAACCAAACAACUGCUCUGUACACUACAAAGUUGCAUCGCUCUACUUACAGCUACGUGAAAUGAACGAGGAUGCAUGCUCGUCGGUCAUCGCAGAGGCAAUGCUCGAUACAAAUCUGAACAAUCGUGUCGAAGGCUACCAAAAGUUUGCGCUAUUCUGGCGUCUCACUGGUGAACUUGGAAACACAUCUGUUCCAUUCUCAAACACUCUGUUCUUGAUGUUGGAUUCGCUUCACGACGACCAACCAAUCAUUCGUUUGACCGGACACACCUGGCUAGCCGACAGUAUCUCGAAAGCUGAGAGAAUAUUGGAUCCACUGCUGAUAAUCCUACUCGAUAAAUCGACGAUCCGAUUCAAUCAUAUCUAUCAAUCGAUGUACGACGCGCGUCGUGUUAUCUAUGCCUUCAAAGUGCUGAAAGGUAUCAUCGAGUGUGACUUUAAACUGUUCAUUCACCACGUCAUUGAGAAACCAAUCUCCAAAGAUAUCCUGUCGUUGAACGAAGCGCAAUCACUCAAUUUCCGUGAGACACCAAAAGCUAACGGUCCAAAUUUGACUGGCGCCAAGCGACCCGGUGGAAAAGAUGACAAUCCACAGGUCACUCAGAUGUCGUCGACUCCCUAUAUUUUCACAAACUACUCGAGCACACCGACCACCAGCAAUACAACAGCUCCAUCAACAACAGAAACCUCUUCAGAUUUCCUCUUUAUUCCAACCAAUUCCUAUAUAGAUUUGCUGGUUGUCGUUGCACUUCGUUUCCUCCAGGGCAUGGUUCCACCUUCGACCGAUCAAUCCACCAAAGAAGGACAGUCGUUUGCUUCUCAGAACGAUGUUGUUCAGAUUUGCGCAGCUGAAUUCCUCCAAUAUCUGCUGAAUCAAACAUCGAUCCAACCACAGAAAGCAAUUGAAAUCGCCAACUACAUUCAAGAGCCAAUUCUUCAGAACUUGGCACAAGCAGUAUCCUCCAGCAAUAUGGUGUUACAAGUACAUCUACUCUCACUGUUGAGAUCUAUCGUGUUGAUUGACUCGUCGCCAAACACACUACCUUCAUCUCCAUCGUGGUCUGGCUUUAGCGGUGCCGGUGGCGAUGGUACCAACAGCAACAGCAAUAACGCACUUGGAAACACUUCAAUCAACUCGAUCACACAAUCCACUAUGUUCCUUCAGACCACUGUUGUCGGUCUGAUUCAACCGUCGUCUCGCUUCAACAUCAGAUUCUACUGGCUCGAUUUUAUAACGUUCUGUUUGCCGAGAAUGGCCAACUCUGCUCAACUACCACAUGUGGUGAUGACCAUCAUCAAUUGUCUGCGCGAUCUCCUGAUAUCGUUCGACAGUCGUUCACUCUAUGACAGUCUGACAUCGCGUGACAUCAUUGUACUAUUAAAGAGUUUGACAUUCAUCUUGAAAUUCUCUGUUCUCGAACCGAUCACACCGUUCGACAGAGUAUCGAACGAAGAGCAAAUCACCAACCGUAGCGGUGCAUUGGGUGGUGUUCGUCUGCUGACCGAUUUCGUAAAGGAUGUAUUCACCUCGGACAUCGAUCCAUCGACCACACUGACACCGAUCGGCAAAGCGAAAGAAGAGAUACUCAGAGAGCUACCUUCGAUACUGGCACCGCUCCUCAAGGUUUGGGGACCACCCAAGUCGACAAACUCCAAGAUUUCAAUGUCAACCGAUGUAUCGUCGGACACUCACAACAAGUUUGCCAUUCAGGAUUUGAUUACUCACAUCAUGGAUCCAUUCAUGACAAAGUAUCCAACCUAUUUCUUGGGUUCGAUCAUCGACAUCUGGCAGAAAACCGAUCUCAACACACAGGAAUCAGUCAACACUCGUAAAGUGAUCAUGGAGAUACUCAACAGUUUGGAGUCGGUGCGUGAGGAAACAAUGUUCCAGUCGCUCUACCAGAUUCUCUCGAGUCUUCACAUUCAGGAGCGUGCCAAACCACCUAAAUCCACCAUCCACAAGAUCACCCUGAAAGAAGCUGCGCUCUACGACUUUGUCUAUCGGUACAUCGAGGAGUACACCUCGCUAUUCGACGGUAUCACCACUUCGUUCCUCUCGUUUGUUCGUGAGUCGCUACACAGCUCCAAUCCAAUGACAUUCGUAUCGCAGCUUCAAAUCCUCAAUGUCUACAUCAAGAAGAUGAGCGGUGAAGAAAAGUCUAAACAUCCAAUGAAGUACAAGAACAACAAGCGUGACCUACAAGAUUUGAUUCCCAAGAUUGUCGAAGCUUGCUUUAUGAUCAGUGGUAAAUCAUUCAAUGAUAUCUCAGCUAUGUACAUUCCACCAUUGGUCGGUAGUACCGGCUCGGACAUGUCGCCAUCACGACCACCUUCAGUUGACACCAGAAACAGCAACAACAGCAAUAAUAAUAAUAAUAACGACAACUCACUUCCACCAUCGAUGUUACAAACACCACCAUCCGCUUAUACAUCAGCUGGUACCUCUAUUGGUGAAGACUCUGGUUCGCGUGGACGUUCUUCUUCGGGUGGUGAACACGACUCUGGCACCAACCUCCUAAAGAGAGAAGCAAGUCGACUAAAGACACAAGUCAGUUUGAAAUCAUUGGUACAUCUCUCAACAACAUUAUCCAUUUUAUUAGAUGCCAUUUUCGAUGAUAAAGAAAGAAUUGCAACCAUCUUGACAAACUCAUUACACAAUGUUGUUCCAUAUCUAAAAUCUAAAGUUGAUGUAAAUAGAGAGAAUUCAUAUUAUGCAACUUGUUUAUUCUCAUCGCUAUCAGAUUAUUCAUAUAACAUCAAAUCAAUUAAAAAAGAUGCAUUGGAACUUUUCUUUGACGCCGACUUUUUCAAAUCAGAUCUAAAGACACUAGAACAAACUGGAAAGAUAAUCAAUCAAAUAAUGAUUCAUGAUAAGACUGCAUUAUCUGAUUUCAUAAAAAUUCUAAGUAAGAAUUGGACUCCACCAUCAGCUUUGAUGUUUGUUAAUAAGGAAACAGAGUAUAUGAAUCGUGCUAAACAAUUAAAGAGAUUGUCAUUCAUUCUUUGGAGUGGUGCUGAGAAUCAACAUCUUCAAAUGUUGACUCUGGUUCUCGAGAAGAUUGUAGAAUCACUGAGAAUACCAAAUGCCACUGUUUUACAUCUACAGGUGUUCUUCUGUUUGCGUGUUUUACUGGAGGCACCGUUCGUUCCGUUCAUCGACAGCAUUGCACAGAAUCCAGUGCUCUACGACGAGGAUAACGCUUCGCCAUUCGUCUCACUCACUUCGUCCGGUCUGUUCGAGCAGAACAACGCAUCCAACCAGCUGCUGCGUCCAUGCAUUAUGAUCCGAUCGGUUGGCGAUCUUCCCAAUGGCUACAACGAGUUCAAGUCGUUCCUCUCGACGUUCUCCGCUACGAUCUACCGUCGUCACAUGACCAACAGCUCCGUGGACUAUCAAUUUAUCAAUGAACAUCUCUGCUAUGAUUUCUCAGAGUUUGAUGCAACUAAGAUUGGCAUUACAUCUGACUGGACUCUAUUGAAUCAAAUUACUAGUUCCAACAACAACAGCAAUAAUGAUAAACGAAACUCUCUUGAACAUUCAUUGAAUCAUAGCGAAUCGAAUCAAGAAACAGAACAAACAUCACCCACUUGGACAAGAACCAAUCACACCACAACCAAUGCAGGAGGAUUCAAAUCGACUAUUAACUUUUUAGAAAGAUCUAGAACAUCAAGUUUAACAUCUUCAAGCGAACAACCAUCACCUCCACUCAACAGCUCACAAGAUGAAGCAAAUCAACAACAACAACAACAAAUAUAA